GCCCACCCUGCCUGGAGAUCUGAGUUACGACUGAGGAGCCCAACUGUCUCACUUCUUGACAACCCAUCCUACUGUUGUCCACAUUACCAUUGAUGUGUAUUAGGCAAAGAACGGAGAUUUUUCUUGUGGUGUAUUUUGAUUCCAUCCAGGAGAGGACUCUGAGAAAAGAGCUUGAGGAAGAGAUGGCAGAAGCAGCAAUAGACUCAAACGAGGACGUGUCAGAGGAAACAGAGGACCUGGAACCUCUGGAGCUAGAUGACGGUGGUACAUUCCAGCAAGUCACAAACCUCCUCAACAUCAUGGACAGUGAGUCAGCAAAGAUGGACACUGCUGGGGAAGGUCCUGACAUGCGGAAGACGCUGGCCUCGGUGAUAAUCACGGAGAAGGCCACCACCGAGCCCUCUGUGGUGAUGAACGCUCUCAUCCGCUGCCUGCAGGUGCCAAAGAUUUCCACUCAGCGCAAAGUCAACAUUUACAACAUCCUCCAGGAGAUCAUCCAGCAGGAGGGGGAGCUGGAGGAGCAGUGCGUCCAGAGGCUGGUCGCCAUCGCCUCCAAGGAGAUGAGGGAGAUCUUGGAGAUGGAGGGCUACAUGAGGGCAGAGGUCGCCAGUGACACCCUGGUUGCUCUGUCCCGAAACCACUUCAGCUUGGUCAUGUAUGAGCUGCAGCAUCACCUCAAGCCCCUCAACCUCACCGACGAGUUUGUCAUCAUCACUCUGGCGAAGCUGGCCAACGGCAAUGUGUUCGAGUUCAUGCCAUACAUGGGCAUCACCCUGGCCACCAUAUUCACCAUGCUGAGACUUGCCAACGAAGCCAAGAUCCGCCAGGUGAUCUGUGGCGCCAUGGAGACCUUCUGUGAGACCGUGCAGUUUUACCUGAGGCAUCUGGAGGACAGCAUGAUGUACCCUGUGAUGACUGAGGACCAGUUUGCUAUGAAGCUGUUCCCACUAUAUCGCUAUUUUGUGACUGUGUGGCUGAGGAACCACAACCCGGAGGUGAAGCUGGGGGUCAUCAAGGCCCUGAAGCCCAUGCUGAACCUCCUCCUGCCCAACGACGACCUGCGGGAGCAGGUGUACGACUACAUUCCCCUGCUGCUGGCGGAGUACCAGGGCAGCCUGGAGGCCCUCUUCGUCACCCAGGUCUUAAGGCAGAUCCUGGAAGUGUCAGUUAUCACCAACACCCCCAUCCCCCAGAUGCAGCUACACACCAUUUUCAUCGAACUUCAUGUCCAGGUGUGCGCCAAGGCCCCCGCCCAGCAGCAGUACAGCAGCCAGAACCUGGUGGAGAUCGUGCACUGCUUCAUAGCCCUCGCCCGCUCCUACCCCAAGGAGCUGAUGAAGUUCUUCCUCAGCCAGAUGGAGAUGAGCAAGGAGGCCAUCCGCGUGGGGACCCUGACCCUGAUUAGGGCCGUGGUGAGCGCAGAUGAGCCCAGAAUGAACGUCAGAACCAUCUACCUGGCCAUCCGGGUGGUCAAGAACACCCUCUCCGACACCAGGUCCAAGGUGAGGAUGGCUAUUCUCCGCAUCAUCGGCCAGUUAGCUCUAUCUGGCUACCAGGACAGGAUCAAAGGCUGGGGCCUGAAGUACGUGUCCGUGCAGCUGACGCUGUCCACCUACAAACUGACAAAUCACCGAGAGGGCUUUUAUCAGAGGGACCUGGAGGAGAAGAUGGUCCACAAGGUCACCAUGGACACCGUGAAGAUCAUCACCUCUUCUGUCAGCGGGAUGACCAACGAGUUUUGGGUGAGGCUCCUGUGCUACAUCAUGGAGACGGAUUACACGGAGGCCUUGACCCCCAUCUGCAUCAGCCUCACGAACCUGGCGGAAAGCCAGCUCCACACCAAGGAUGUGGAGGCCGACGUGGCCAGCAAGAGCCGUCACGUGGACCUGCCUGCUCCCCAGAAGCUGCUGGCUCGUCUCCUGGUGCUGAUGUCAUCCCCCUACAAGGGGGAGGGCCGUGGGAUAGCCAUGCUCAACCUCCUGAGGACCCUGAGCCAGAGCAUCGUGCCCUCCAUGGCCAACAUGUGGGAGCUGGAGAUCCCGCUGCUGGUCAAGUACCUGGAAGAACAUACUGAGUUUACUUGGAAUCAGAAGACCUGGGAGGACAAGCUAAUUCAGUUUCUGAGAAACUCCCUCAAGAAGACUCGGGGUUCCAACUGGAGCCUUCGUCUGAGCAAAGAGCUGAACAACCAGAUUGAGAGCUUUGACAGCCCCUCCCUGGAGAAGGGCUUUCUGUACCGGGCCCUGGGCUUCACCUUGGCCACAGGCCUGGAGGCCGACAAGGUGGAGGUGCUGCUGCUGGAGCUGCUGUACAAGACAGACUAUGGCAAUGACUUUGACCGCGAGGGUGUGAUUCUGUGCUUUGGCCUGUGUGCCCGGGGCCAGGUGAAGACGGUGCUGAACGUGCUCCAUGAGUUCGAGGAGAAGAUCCAGGAGUCGGAGCAGUCCUGGCAGAUUGGCGCUUGGAGGAAGGACCAUCCCUGGAGGAGGGAGACAGUGAAGAGCGCCCUCAUGGUGAUGUACAGCUGUGUGGCCUCCCACUGCCACCCCCAGAUGCUCCUCACCCACGUGGACAAACCCAUCACUGCUAAAAUCAUUCACCACUACUCCAGCAGCUGCCAGGACAUCAGCCUCAAAAUGGCCUUCAUGAAGAGUGUGGUGCAUGUUGCCAAUGCUGUCAAAAACAUCAAGGACCCGGACGACUUUCUAUUCACCCAAAAGAUGACUCUUACUGGCAUUAUAAUGGUGAUCAUCAAGGCAGAACCGCCCGACAACCUGGUUUCUCCUGUGCGGACAAUGGCGAUGGACGCCCUCUUACACCUGAGCAAACUGAAGCCUUUCUACUCCACAGAGGAAAACAGUGAGCUGAUGGAUAUCAGUAUACAUUCGAUAAUUUCUCUCCAAGCCCCAGGAGAGGACAAUGAGUCCGUUAAGACCCUGUAUGCAAAUGCCCUGUGCGCCCUGGAGCAACUGAUGGAGGGCCUCAUGCAGAGGCAGCUGGACCCCAAGGGGCUGCAGGAUAUGGUGCAUCUCCUGGAAAAGUGGAUCUUGUCAGAGAAAGAAUGGGAGCGGGAGAAGGCCAUGAACCUCCACCUCCGUCUCAUGCAGACCUACGUCCACAGCAUCGGCGUCUGCAUCCCCCUGAAGUUGGGGCAGUUUGGCACACUGGUCGGACUCAUCGCCCCAUGCACCUGUGACUCCCACAGAAGAACCCGUAUGGCCUCAAUGGAUGUCCUGUCCAGCCUGCUGGAUCUUCAUGCAAGCCAGACGUGCCACUCAUGGGGCGCCUCCAAGGAGUGGGAGCUUGCCAAGUGUAAGGAGGACCUCAAGGGCUUGCACGAAGAGAAGAUUUCCAGUGUGUCCUCCAGAAUCGCCAAGGUGGCGUGCGUGCAGUUUAAUUGUGAUGAGGUGGUCUCGCUCAUCCAGAAGCUCUGUGAGAACAUCGGGGCCGUGGACCUCCAGCACGACAGGGCCUCUGUCACCUGGAUAGGCACCUUCCUCCAGAUGCGGGUCAAGGAGCUGGAGGACAAGGUGGCGGAGAUCCUGGGCGCCAUCCUGGUCCACCUGCCCGUGGUGGAUCACCUGGAGGUGCGGCGCCUCCUCAUUGAGGGCAUCCUCCUGCUGGCGCACUACCACCAGGAGACGGUCCUCACGUCACUCCUGAGGCAGCCCCUGCCCAUGGAGAGCCACCUGACGGAAGUGUGGCUGGCUGUGGCAGAGAACAUGCCCUUUGCCCGGACGAUGCUCCAUGGGCUGAUGGGCAGGCUGCAGUCACGGUUCACUCCCAGGGCCAACGCCACCUCCAAGGCCGACAUCUGGCGCCUGGCUGCGGUGGACCCUCUGAUGACCCUGUGCACCAUCCACCUUCUCAUUGAGAAGAUGCACAAGGAUGACGAGCUCCCGGACAUCUUCCCUGACCUCAUCUACACCCUCCUGCUGCAGCUCAGCAGCAGCCAGGGUCCAGAGGCUGUGUCGCCCGUCCUGAAGACGUGGAGACUCGUUCACACAGGGACCCUCCCUGAGGAGAUCAACCUGAAGAGGAUCACGAUCAAAUCUAUGCAGCUUCUGUGCAAGAGACUCAACAAUGAGUGGCUGGUUCAUGCUCUGGAAGAGCAGGGCGUGUGGGCCCUCCUCGAGAGCAGCUCGACGUUCCUGCAAGGAGUGGGCCUGCUGGCCAGGCUGUGUGUGCGGAAUGUGGAGGGCUACAGGCAGAGGCUGUCGGAGCUGGUGCUCAGAGGCAUGGACUCGGAAGUCCUGAGCUGCCGCGUCAGCAGCACCGCGGCCUGCGUGGAAUUGAUGAGCGACCCGAUUCUGUACCAGGAGAAGCUGCUGAAGCCCGCGGUGCUGAUGCUGGAGAAGGGCGUGGACCAGGAGGACGUGGCGCUGCGGGUGCUCUCCCUGCGCGCCCUCGGCAACAUGGCCCUUGGCGCCCCCAAGAAGGUGAGGCAGUACCGGAAGCUCCUACUGGAGAAGUGCCUGUGUUCCCUGAGGGAGCCCAUGAGCGCCAGCGUGACCUCUGAGGGCAUGGAGGCCCUGGCCAAGAUCCUGGCCGAGCUGCGGGAAGGAGACGUGGGGUCCUCCUUCGACGCCAUCUCCGAGCAGUGCAGGGCCUUCUUCAACAAUGAGAGCGGGCUGCUGCGGCUAAAUGCCUUCAUCCUCUUCGGGAAGCUGGCGAAGGUAGUCAGGAUUUCCAAGAAGCACUUCUUCAAGAAGGAAGUGAAGAAAGCCUGGAUCCCCCUCAUGCUGCACUGCCAGGACCCCUGCUCCGAUGCAGCCCAAGCCUGCACGGCUACCAUGUUUCAGUGCGUGCGCUUCUGGGGCUGGAAGGCCCUGGAGAGCUCCUCGGGCCCAAGGGACGCCAGUGCGGCUGACGAGAUGACCGUUUUCCAGAUAACCCUGUGCUCCGUCCUGACUCAGAAGAAGCCUGCUAUUCUCUACGGCUUCUUGCUGGAAACAAUGACCUACGUGACAAGUAACCUGUCAAGGAUCAGAAUUGCUGCGUGCAACCUGGCAGGAAUUAUUAUGAAGCAGAUGUCCACACAUUAUCUGAAAAAGCUGGACUUCCCAGCGUUACGGAAUUCUCUCCAGGAGCUACAGCUGGACUCGGAUCCUGGGGUCCAGAGGGCAGCCCUGGAGACUCUCCAAGUCUUGGAUACGUGUAGUCAGCACUGGCUUUUGGCUUCACCGGAAGGAAUUUCCUAGGUGGUCCGAGUGUGACGUGUAAACUUCCUCCCUAGGGCGCC
Ceratotherium simum simum (southern white rhinoceros) is the source of this 5242-nucleotide messenger RNA. It is a transcript of the gene MROH2A, whose product is annotated as maestro heat like repeat family member 2A. The record is from RefSeq and is a predicted model, not a curated record. Gene Ontology annotation, cellular component: cytoplasm. Lineage: Eukaryota; Metazoa; Chordata; Mammalia; Perissodactyla; Rhinocerotidae.